Molecule: messenger RNA, 867 nt
Organism: Siniperca chuatsi (mandarin fish)
Lineage: Eukaryota; Metazoa; Chordata; Actinopteri; Centrarchiformes; Sinipercidae
Product: ATP synthase F(0) complex subunit C3, mitochondrial-like
Exons: 5
Coding region: 169-609 (146 amino acids)
Biological process (GO): proton transmembrane transport; proton motive force-driven ATP synthesis
Molecular function (GO): proton transmembrane transporter activity
Source: RefSeq, a predicted model, not a curated record
CUUUAGAAGAUGGUCCAUCUGUGUGGUAGCUCCAUCAGGAAGUCGGAAGUCAAGUCUUUUACGUGACACUGCGCAUGCGCAUUCCUCUCGCGUCUUCGACCUCUGCAGUAAACCACGACAGCAGCCACAGAGCUCCUUUGGUUGACCUGACCACUUCGUCCCUUCGUAAUGUAUGCCUGCGCUAAGUUCGUUUCCACGCCCUCUCUGGUCCGUGCUGGAUCUCGGGCUCUGUACAGACCACUCUCGGCAGCAGUAGUCUCGGAUGCCAGGAAAGCAGAGUUUUAUAUGUUUCAGACUGCUUCACUCCUGGCACCACAGAGCAUUGUAGCCUCCCAGCAGCAGGUGGCGGUGCGGGGAUUCCAGACUAGUGCUGUGAGCCGUGACAUCGACACUGCUGCGAAGUUCAUUGGAGCAGGAGCUGCCACUGUGGGAGUGGCUGGAUCUGGAGCUGGAAUUGGAACGGUGUUUGGUAGCCUUAUCAUUGGAUAUGCCAGGAACCCCUCUCUGAAGCAGCAGCUCUUCUCUUACGCCAUCUUGGGCUUCGCUCUGUCUGAAGCUAUGGGUCUUUUCUGUCUGAUGGUUGCAUUCCUUAUUCUGUUUGCCAUGUAAACCAGUUAAGCAUUUGCUGUAAAGGGAUACAUCACAAUGUUAACAAGAAUUCAGUUUGAGAUGUCUAUGAAUGGCACGAUGAUUUCAGCUUAUUGUCGCUCAUUGGUGUUUCUUCAAAGAUUGUGAUCACUGAUGUAUGAAACUCGGGCAAACCCAAAUCAUUUUAAAUGAUGGUUUUGCCAUUAUAUUGUAUAUUUAAUCAAAUGUUUUUUUGUUAACAAACAUGCAACCAAUAACGGAAGUAAAAUGUUUAAUUCA